Molecule: messenger RNA, 1542 nt
Organism: Cetraspora pellucida
Lineage: Eukaryota; Fungi; Glomeromycota; Glomeromycetes; Diversisporales; Gigasporaceae
Source: the annotation of a GenBank genome assembly
AUGUCACAAUACAAGCUAUCAUUUAUUGCAGGGGAGAAAUACUUUACGUCAACUCCUACGAAUGAGUGGUCAUAUUCUGGAUAUCUCGAGACCAUAGAGCCGUAUUUCAAUAACCACGCUAAAAUAAGCACAUUGAAAUCGACGUGGAAGAAGCGUUUUAAUGACCAUCUGAGAGAUCUCGAAAAAGAUGAAAUUGAUGAGAGACGUGAAGUUGCAUCUGCUCUUAUUAGAAUGGAUUCAAAUGCCAAUGAAUUUUGGGAACAAUUUGAAAAGAAGCGAAUGUUAAAACGACAGCAGUAUAAUACAAAUGUCGACAUACAAUUAAGUACCUUAAAAGUGAUGAGCACUUCUGCUUCAUAUCAGGAGAAUGAACUAUCGAAACAAAUGGAACUUUUAAGUGAAAAUGAUAAAAAUCGGAAACGUCCAAAUAAUGAUUGUAUUGAGCAAGAAAACCCAAAAUUUUAUAAAAUUGAUGAAACAGAUGAUGAUGUAAAGAUGAAUGAUUCGAAUGAUAACGAUCACAGUCAGGUUAAAAAUCUCUUAAACGAAUUAUGCAGUUCAGAAAAUAUGAAAAAUUUAGUGGAUUGUUUUCAAAAAUAUUGUAACGAAUCCAUCAAUGAAUUAAAUCGGAACGAAAUUAUGGAUCUUACACCAUCUUCAGAGUUUGUUCUAAAAUAUACAGACGAGGAUGAUUACAUGCAAGUUCUAAAAGAGACCUUUGAGUCUGUCGAUAAAUUGUUUCCGGAAAGUGCGAUUGAAUUUCUUAAUGGGUUUUUUUCAGAGACUUAUACUCUCCAGCAAUGGGAUAACAAGAUAGAAAGCUUAUUGGAACCGGAGGGAGAUCCAUUUUUGAAAAAACUGAAAAGACUCUUAUUUGAAACAUUACCGAUCUUCUUUGAUGCAUUUUCUUUGCUUCAUGAUAAUCCACUCAAAAAUCACAAUAUGCUUGAAGAGGAGUAUAUGAAUACAUAUAUUCAUCCCAUCUUAAGGAAAGCUCUACGCAGGUUUGCAGAUAUUCGCUAUGUACCAAAACAAAUAAUGAAACAAGAAGGUAACGCAGACCGUUCAGACGGAAUCGCAUAUACUAACACGGAAAAGCAAUAUGAAAUAUGUAUAACGGAGGGAUCCAGGCCAUAUGUGACUGACAAUACGAAAGAAAUAUCAGACUUUGUUCAGAAUGCGAGGGCAGGAAAAGAUCUAAUAAAUUACACUGUUGUGUCUGAAGUUAAAUUGAAACGAGCUCCGCCUUCAGAAUUUAAAGCAUAUAUGGUGCAAAGUAUUGGGCUAAAUCUUAGAUUUUAUUUCAUGGAUUAUUUAGUUCCAACGGACCUGGAAGGCGUUGGUUUACUUCCAUCUUUUUUCAAGGCUUUUGUGACUUGGGCUUUGAUGGUUAGGGACACCGAUCAAAAAUUCCGAUCGGUGAGAAACAGAAGGAGUGCACGCUAUAGUAACGCUCAUAAUUUACGAGUUCUUUCAGAAAUAAGUCAUAACAAGCCUCGUACAGGCAAUACAAAAAUCAUAAAGGAAAAAAAAAUAAUAUAG